Drosophila willistoni is the source of this 1451-nucleotide messenger RNA. It is a transcript of the gene IntS12, whose product is annotated as integrator complex subunit 12. Lineage: Eukaryota; Metazoa; Arthropoda; Insecta; Diptera; Drosophilidae. Bases 100 to 1104 code for a protein of 334 amino acids. Gene Ontology annotation, biological process: snRNA 3'-end processing. The record is from RefSeq and is a predicted model, not a curated record. The transcript has a single exon. Gene Ontology annotation, cellular component: integrator complex.
GAUAUCUAAGCAUUGCAAUUUUUUAUGCCGGUUGCAUAUUUUUAAACAACCUCGCAUUCUUACGAUUUGUAAUUGAAAGUUCAACAUUCAGAUUCAUAAAUGGCUGCCAACAUCGCUGCGGCUGCCGCAGCAGCUCAAGAAGUUGAUCCUGUGCUUAAAAAGGCCGUCAAAUUAUUGCAUUCUAGCAAUUCGACAUCUGCCUCCGAGCUGCGACUCUUGUUGGACGAAGCACUUAAGAUGCGCUUUGGUCCAGACAAAGUGAUUACAAACAACAUGUCCCAGCGCAUGAUAGACGAUGAAGCCAACUUUCCAGGGCGUGUUGCAACACCACCCCAGCCCAUCAGUACUGAUGAGAUCAUCAAUCUGACCAAUUCCCCUGAUAAGGAUUCGGUGGAUACCAUCAAUGACUCGGACGACGGCCUUAGUGCUGGCAUUGUUAACACAGGUGACACUGGGGAUUUUGGGGAUCUCAACUGCUGCGUCUGCGGCGAGAUGGUAUUUACAGCCACCAAUCGUCUUAUCGAAUGCUCCAAAUGCGGAGCCAUGUAUCACCAGGAAUGCCAUAAACCACCCAUCACCAAAGAGGAAGCGGCUGAUGACCAAGAGCAGACCUGGCAAUGCGAUACGUGUCAAAAUAAGCCGACAACCAGUCGUGCAGCAACCUCAUUCUCAGUGGCAUCUGGCGCCUCCACCGUGUUCAUAGCAGACGAUCCUGUUCCGCUGACCAGCAAACGGAGCAAGUCGUAUGCGGCUGGUGGAUCGUCUCAUUCAUCAACAUCCUCCAACUCUUCGUCACCAUUUUACAGACCCGAGCCAAGCAGUUCCACCAAUGCUAGCAGUAGUAGUAGCAGCAAGCACUGUCACAAAUCCUCCUCAUCAUCGUCCUCCAAGUCGCACAAGGAAGAGCGCUCCAGCAAAUCCACACUGGGCCCAUCAUUAAGUGCCCUUAGCACGCUAGAGAAACCCUCUGCCAGCGGAAGUGGAAAUGCCACUUCGUCGUCUAGGCGGGGAAGCUCAAAGUCCAACUCUAGCAAGAGCAGUUCCUCCAAGCAUCAUGAAAGCAGUAGCACCAGCAGCAGCAGUAGACGCCGAUCAAAGCAAUGACGAGUCCAUGACUAUUAAAUUGUAGUAGAACUCUCACUACAUUUAAUAGUCAUUGGAAAAUCAAUCAGGACAGAAAUAUUUCAGUGAAAUGCUCCAUUUCAUUUGCUCUAUUAAUCUACAUGUAUGGGUUAAUUUAUUGGAUUUACUCUUGUACUCAUGUAUGUAAUAAUUUUUUAAAUUCACUAAGCCAUAAGCCCUCUAAAAUACAUAUCUGACUAAACCCACAAGGAAAAGGAUUACGAAUGGACAUUGCGUAGAUUAAGAUUAAGUAAAUAGCAAUUGGAAAAUUUUUAUUGUAAAAAAAAUUAACACUAAAUUUGUAUAGAUAAAUGAAUAUGAAAACAAAA